GCUGAGCUUCAGCACAGUUUAACGCACGAUUUUGCUCGAACAAAACGGAUACGACGUUCCGACGUUCUUUUCCACUGUUCGGAGUUUUCUCCAAAAGGAAGAGUGUGAGCGCGCCGAGCGGCACGCUGUUCGCCGCGUUUCGCCCGUCUGCGGCACUCAACUAGGCCGCUAGUGUUGGCAGCAGUGUGCACGACUUGACUCUGUGGAAAGAUUGUGAGCAUAGCACAGCUUUUACGCCGACAUGCACAGAAUAGUAAUAUUAAAUUAGUUUUUCACCUAAAACCAUCCUUGUCUCUCGGCGCCGAACGGUAGGAUGUGAAAUCGGAGAGUAGAUCGUGAUUUAAGACAUUUAAAAUCACUCCAAGCUCAAAGUUUGGUGCGAAAAAGGCCUUUAGGAAUUUCGCCCGCCCUGCGAAAGGCGUAAGUUGCGGCCGUGCCCCACUGUUGACAUACCGGCUAAGCAACGUGAAAACGUGCUUCGAAAGUGUUUUGUAAACUAGGUUUUUAAGCGGUGCACUUUCGCUGAUAUUCGCACAGGGACACUGAUUAAAGUACGGCCAGAUGGCGUCAAUGCGCAUCAAAAAACCCACUACCCGGAAAGGAAAGAAAGCCCUAGAGGACCGCGAGCCGAAAACGAUAGAAAAUGUGAAGAAAACUCUCAUAAUGGAGGGUCGCAAGUGCUCCAACGACAUUCGGCAAGCAUUGAAAGAUUUGAAUAUGCUGAAGAAACCCCACUCGCGAAUGAUGAGACGAAACAAUGAUGUUUCCCCGUUCGAAGACGCAGCACUGUUGGAACAUUUGUCCAAAACCAACGACUGUCAUUUGUUUUUGUUUGGCUCGUCAUCGAAAAAGCGACCAAACAAUUUGAUUAUGGGUCGCAUUUACGAGGAACAAAUUCUCGACAUGGUCGAGCUGGGGAUCGACAACUAUAAAGCUCUCGCCGAGUUUAAAACAGAAAAGAUAUCCCAGUACACGAAGCCGGUGGUUGUGUUCAACGGCUACAAAUGGAAGUUCACGGAGGAGCUGAGACGCCUCAAAAGUCUGCUGCUGGACAUGUUCCGUUUCGAUCAAGUUCCAACGAUCCGCCUGCAGGGCAUCGAGCAUGUGCUGAGCUUCACUCUGACCGACGACCUUAACAUUCUGGUGCGUUCGUAUCGGAUUCUGCUUAAAAAGAGUGGCCAACGUACGCCACGAAUUGAGCUGCUGGAAAUGGGACCAUCGCUGGAUUUGUCGAUACGCCGCACAAAGAUUGCUUCGGAAGAUCUGUAUAAAACGGCCAUGAAGCAGCCAGCCAUUCUGAAGGCAGCCAAACGGAAGAACGUUUCGCGCGAUGAGCUGGGCAACGUGCACGGAAGGGUGCAUGUGGGCAAGCAGGACAUAAAUGCCUUGCAAACGAGAAAGAUGAAGGGCCUGCGGAAAACGGCAGAAGAGAAGAGAACGGAAAAGGCGAGCAAGCGGAAGCGAACCUCUGAAGAAGCCUCGGCUGAGGAUGGUGACAAUAACGAGGGGAUGGACGUUGAAAGUGGAGCAGAUGAAUAACGUAACGGAAGGGGUUAGAAUAAACGAAAAAAAGUGUCACAUUCGUAGCUCUUUUUCGGGAAUGUAGUAAUUCAUUGAGUAUUAAGAUAACUUGAAUUAGUGCAGCGAUUUCUGCAUUGAACGCAUUAAAACGUUUGC
This is a messenger RNA of Anopheles bellator, 1677 nucleotides long. RefSeq names its product ribosome production factor 2 homolog (gene Non3). NCBI's taxonomy places the organism in Eukaryota, Metazoa, Arthropoda, Insecta, Diptera, Culicidae. The coding region runs from base 562 to 1539 and encodes 325 amino acids. Gene Ontology annotation, cellular component: nucleolus. Gene Ontology annotation, biological process: maturation of LSU-rRNA from tricistronic rRNA transcript (SSU-rRNA, 5.8S rRNA, LSU-rRNA); ribosomal large subunit assembly. Gene Ontology annotation, molecular function: rRNA binding. The transcript has 3 exons. The record is from RefSeq and is a predicted model, not a curated record.